CCAAGGGCACGAUUGGCGCGCGGCGCUCAACAGUGGCGACUGUUAGCCCGGCAAUGAGUUGGUUUGGGGUGGCAGUGGCCGCCCCCGUGUGGCGGCUGCGCGCAGGCGCCUUGUGGCACCCCUCAGGAGGCAGUGUUCGAUUUCACAGCUCAGGAGCAGCCUUAGGCGGUGCCAGUCAAGCAAUUGUGGACCGAAUAAUCCGGGUAGACCACGCUGGUGAAUAUGGAGCAAACCGCAUCUAUGCGGGGCAGAUGGCAGUGCUGGGCCGCACCAGUGUCGGGCCAGUCAUUCAGAAAAUGUGGGAUCAGGAAAAGGAGCACUUGCGCAAGUUCAGUGAGCUGAUGGUUGCCUCCAGGGUCCGGCCGACGGUGCUGAUGCCACUGUGGACCGUGGCGGGCUUUGCCCUGGGGGCCGGCACAGCCUUGCUGGGGAAGGAGGGCGCCAUGGCCUGCACGGUGGCUGUGGAAGAAUCCAUAGCGCAUCACUACAACAACCAGAUCAGGACGCUGAUGGAGGACGACCCUGAGAAGCACGAGGAGCUGCUUCAGGUGAUAAAGAAGUUUCGAGAUGAGGAACUAGAGCACCAUGACAUUGGCCUGGACCAUGAUGCAGAACUGGCCCCUGCGUACGCCGUGCUGAAGAGUCUCAUCCAGGCCGGCUGCAGUGCAGCCAUCUACUUAUCAGAAAGAUUCUGACCUUCCCUCGUGUGCGGACCUGGUGGCCUCACAGAGAAGGACGUGGACACUUAGUACCUUGUGAAUGUUGUUAAUAAAUUGUAAGAGUA
This is a messenger RNA of Perognathus longimembris pacificus (Pacific pocket mouse), 784 nucleotides long. It is a transcript of the gene Coq7, whose product is annotated as coenzyme Q7, hydroxylase. Bases 54 to 695 code for a protein of 213 amino acids. Gene Ontology annotation, molecular function: 3-demethoxyubiquinol 3-hydroxylase activity. The record is from RefSeq and is a predicted model, not a curated record. The transcript has 6 exons. NCBI's taxonomy places the organism in Eukaryota, Metazoa, Chordata, Mammalia, Rodentia, Heteromyidae. Gene Ontology annotation, biological process: regulation of reactive oxygen species metabolic process; ubiquinone biosynthetic process; regulation of gene expression. Gene Ontology annotation, cellular component: nucleus; mitochondrial inner membrane.